Messenger RNA from Trichobilharzia szidati, 1513 nucleotides. The record is from the annotation of a GenBank genome assembly. Lineage: Eukaryota; Metazoa; Platyhelminthes; Trematoda; Strigeidida; Schistosomatidae.
AUGUGUACGUCGGUGUGUGACUUCUCCAACCUAUGCUAUAGACUGCUGUCGAAGAAAAAGGAUAUCGCCCGGUUAAGACUCUUAACAGAAGCACUGUUGGUUCUUGAUCUAUCCCCUAAAUCACAAAGAUGCUCUCUCUAUACCGAUAAGUUUCGGGAUAUCAGACUCGUACUUUUGGACGUAUUAGUUGAAUGGAUUUGCUACUUUUCAUGUAUUUUCCGCACACCUGACAAACAGAAAUUUCAGUCUCCUAAUGUCGAACAUGUAAUCAAUAACACUAUAAAAGAAAGCUUUGGAUUUCUUGAAGUCCUUAUGGAUUCAUUAUUCAAGUCAGAGUCUGCGGAAGCGCCUAAAUCCAUGAAUAAUUUCGUGAAACACUUGAGAUUUAUUAUGAGUUCUACUUCUAAGCGCGUUUAUAGUUGGGUCGACUACUGUAAUAAGCUGAGAUUUUACUGUGAUAGUAUGCUGAAAUGUUUUCCUUUAUUUGAUAUGACUUUGCUGACGUCAGAAGAGGAAUCAAGAAACAUUGAAGACUUCCAUGAACUUCAUCCAUCGUUGAUAAGAAAUGAAAAGUUGAUGUUUUCAGAGCUGAAGAAAUUGAUCAUGCAUGAAAUGAGUAGACCAGAUGGUGAUGAAAAUGCCACAGUCCCACCAUAUUUGAUAGAUUCUGAUUCAUUUAACGCUGUGUACAAAUCAGCCUGCGACAAAGCUAACAUUACGCAAAUUAUUCAAAAUAUUGAAACAGAUUAUCAGAAUAAGGAAGUCAAUAAAGAGAUUGUACAAUACCAGAGUGAAGAUGUUGAGAAGAUAUCUGUAAAUCUUACAAAUAUUCAAAAGCAUCUACUCAAACUGUCAUCAUUAUUUACCACUUGGUAUACUUUGAAAGCGUUGAGUAAUGAUGAAUUGUCAGACUGUGAAAAUAUUGUAUCUACAAGCACACAAGAGAAUACUGUACAACAACAACCACAAAGUGCUUCUGAUAUUUUCGAACUGACAUCUUCAACUAGUGGCGAUGAGAUGGCAGUCAGACCUAAGGAAACUCGUAGUAGAAAAUGCAAAAGACUAGUUGAAAAGAAGUGCUUUAACGAGUUUUGUGGAACACCCAAGACACCGGGACCAUCUACACCAGCACCUGAAGAGAAAAAUAGAAAGUAUAUAAUACACAUAGAAAAUGAAGGCACAACAUCACUACGACUACCUUGGAAGGUAGAAGAAUCGAUAGCUCUAUGGCAUGGAGUAAUGCACAAUCCGGGUGCAAAAAAUUGGUCACAAAUAUGGCGUCAAUCAUUUCGACAUAGUAAACGAAGUCAAGUGAAUUUAAAAGAUCGUUGGCGUGUUAUCAGUACUAAUGAAACAAUUAAGAAUACAAUACGUCGAGCAUAUUCUCAGUGGAAAGCACAAUUUACCAAUAAUAAUGGUAGUCCAAAGAAGCCGAUCCAUUUACCUGUACCAAUCAUUGUACGUGAUAAUUAACCCCCUCCCCCCCAAAGAUAUUCUUCCCCUUACCAUUCCA